Molecule: messenger RNA, 1434 nt
Organism: Habropoda laboriosa
Lineage: Eukaryota; Metazoa; Arthropoda; Insecta; Hymenoptera; Apidae
Product: tigger transposable element-derived protein 1-like
Exons: 2
Coding region: 1-1434 (477 amino acids)
Cellular component (GO): nucleus
Molecular function (GO): DNA binding
Source: RefSeq, a predicted model, not a curated record
AUGCCAAAAGAAAUAAAAAAAAAAACACAAAUGAAAAGAAGAGUUAUAUCUUUAGAAAGCAAAAUUAAAAUUUUAGGUCGUCUGCGUAAUGGAGAAAGAGUAACAGAUGUUGCUAAAUUUUAUUCCAUGAAUGAAGCCACAAUAAGGACCAUAAGAAAAAAUGAAGACUCCAUUAGAAGAAGUGUAGCAGCUGGAUCUUCUGCGAGUAUGAGCACAGCUUCAUACGUAAGAGAUGUUGCAAUGGAAAAUAUGGAAAAAGCAUUAAUGAUAUGGCUAGAAGACGCCACUCAAAAGCAGAUUCCAAUUGAUACCAGUACAAUUACAAAUAAGGCUUUGAAGAUUUAUGAAAAAAUUAAGAAUCAGUUACCAUCUACUUCUUCAGCUGAAAAGAAGCUGUCUUUUUCUGUAAGCCAUGGUUGGUUUGAAAGAUUUAAACGAAGACAUUCUUUACAUAAUCUAAGAUUGAAAGGUGAACAAGCAUCUGCUGAUUCAGAUGCAGCGCAACAAUAUCCGGUCUUCAAUGCUGAUGAGUCCGGGUUAUUUUGGAAAAAAAUGCCAGAAAGAACCUAUUUGGCUAAAGCUCACAAAUCAGCUAGUGGUCAUAAAGCAGCGAAAAGUCGUAUAACAGUUCUUUUCUGCUGCAACGCUUCAGGCGAUCAUAUAAUGAAACCAUUAGUUAUUAACAAGUCAAAAACGCCACGCUCAUUUAAAGGAAUAAACAUCAACAACCUUCCCGUUUAUUGGAUGGCCAAUAAGAAGGCCUGGGUUACUGCCACACUUUUUAAUGAAUGGUUUCAUAACUUUUUUGUCCCAGACGUCAAAAGGUAUUUAAGUAAAAAAGGGUUGCCUUUUAAGGCCCUUCUUUUAAUUGAUAAUGCACCAGGAAAUCCUCAAGAUUUACAACACGAAAAUGUGCAAGUUGUAUUUUUACCCAAGAAUACGACUUCUUUAUUGCAGCCGUUAGAUCAAGGUAUAAUUUCGACUUUUAAGGCACUGUACAUCAAACGAACCUUCAGGUAUAUUUUAGAACAAAUAGAAAAUGAUGAAUCUCUCCCAAUUAUGGAUGCUUGGAAAAAAUUUACAAUCUUAGAUUGUGUUAAGCAUGUUGGAGUGUCAUAUACCGAGAUUAAGCAAUCAACGCUCAAUGCCUGCUGGAAAAAAUUAUGGCCAGAUGUAGUUGAAGGUGAAAAUUCUAGAUUACCAUUGGAGCAUGAAUAUUCUCAGAUAACGGAGAUGGCGCAUACAAUGGGAGGAAAAGGUUUCGAGGAUUUUGCUGAGGCAGAUAUUGUAGAACUAAUGGCGGACAAAGAACUAGAUGAGGAUGAUUUAGUUGACAUGGUUAAUGAAACAAAUGAUCGUGCAGUGAUCCUGAUGAAGAGGAGUCUGAACCAGUUGCGUUCACAGAAAAAGUCAUCCGUGAAGGACUUGAAUUAG